Talaromyces amestolkiae is the source of this 390-nucleotide messenger RNA. RefSeq lists its product as uncharacterized. Gene Ontology annotation, molecular function: catalytic activity. Lineage: Eukaryota; Fungi; Ascomycota; Eurotiomycetes; Eurotiales; Trichocomaceae. The coding region runs from base 1 to 390 and encodes 129 amino acids. The transcript has a single exon. The record is from RefSeq and is a predicted model, not a curated record. Gene Ontology annotation, biological process: carboxylic acid metabolic process.
AUGGGUGACCUUACGCGAGGUUUGUUUGAGGCAAUGGAUCGAGGCGCGACUUAUCCGUUCUUGACUGAUGGUGACGCUAGCCUCACCGAAGGAUCGGGCCUCAAUACCGUCCUUGUCAAGAACGGUGUUCUGUACACACCUCAGCGCGGUAUCCUCGAGGGCAUCACUCGCAAGAGCGUGAUUGACGUUGCACGAAUGAAUGGUCUGAAGAUUCGCGUAGAACUUGUACCUGUUCAGAUGGCCUAUAAGGCUGAUGAGUUUUUCACGUGCACAACCGCUGGUGGUUUUAUGCUCAUCACAAGCCUUGAUGGCAAGCCCGUCGUCAAUGGCAAGAUCAGGCUCAAUCGCGAGGAAGAUAUGAGAUGGGUAUUGGGCAAUUCACUAAGAUGA